This is a messenger RNA of Hemicordylus capensis (graceful crag lizard), 2525 nucleotides long. RefSeq names its product musashi RNA binding protein 1 (gene MSI1). Gene Ontology annotation, cellular component: cytoplasm. Bases 202 to 1314 code for a protein of 370 amino acids. Gene Ontology annotation, molecular function: RNA binding. The transcript has 13 exons. The record is from RefSeq and is a predicted model, not a curated record. Lineage: Eukaryota; Metazoa; Chordata; Lepidosauria; Squamata; Cordylidae.
CCCGCCGGGCCCGGCCCUCCCCCCGCUGCUGCCGCCGCCACCUCCUCCUCCUCCUCCUCCCUCCUCUCCCCUCCUCCUCCUCCCCGCCUGGCUGAGAGGGGUCGGGGGAGGGGGCAGCAUGGCCUGGCCGUCCGGCCCCUUUUCCAACGCUCAGCUGCCCCGGGAGUGUGGCUCUGCUCCUCGCAGGGAGAAGAGGUCCGAAUGGAGACAGAAGCCAGCCAGCCCGGCCUCGCCUCCCCGGACUCUCCCCACGAUCCCUGCAAAAUGUUCAUCGGGGGACUGAGCUGGCAGACCACGCAAGAAGGCUUACGGGAGUAUUUCUGCCAGUUUGGUGAGGUGAAGGAGUGCCUGGUUAUGCGGGACCCACUGACAAAGCGAUCGAGGGGCUUCGGAUUUGUCACCUUCAUGGACCAAGCCGGUGUGGACAAAGUGCUGGCCCAAUCCAGGCAUGAGCUGGACUCCAAGACGAUUGACCCGAAAGUAGCAUUUCCUCGCCGAGCACAGCCCAAGAUGGUGACGCGGACUAAAAAGAUAUUUGUGGGUGGUCUGUCUGUGAACACCACUGUGGAGGAUGUGAAACAGUAUUUUGAGCAAUUUGGCAAGGUGGACGAUGCCAUGCUCAUGUUUGACAAGACGACUAACCGGCACCGAGGGUUCGGCUUUGUCACAUUUGAAAGCGAAGACAUUGUGGAGAAAGUCUGUGAGAUCCACUUCCAUGAGAUCAACAACAAAAUGGUGGAAUGUAAGAAAGCACAGCCAAAGGAAGUCAUGUCCCCCACGGGCUCUGCAAGAGGUCGGUCCCGGGUGAUGCCUUACGGGAUGGACGCCUUCAUGCUUGGGAUCGGCAUGUUGGGCUACCCAGGUUUCCAGGCCGCCACCUACGCCAGUCGGAGUUACACGGGCAUCGCGCCUGGCUACACUUACCAGUUCCCCGCCAUCCCCCUCACUGCGUACGGACCAAUGGCGGCAGCGGCGGCGGCGGCGGCCGUGGUGCGAGGGACAGGUAACUGCGGCCCAGCCAGCCUCCGAGAGAGUGUUGCCCUGGGAUUGGGGGGGCGGGGGGAGGAGGGGCUGCCAUUUUGGCACCUUCACUGGCUAGUCUUGCUUCCUCCGGUAGGUUCCACCCCGAGCCGCACUGGCGGUUUCCUGGGCACCACCAGUCCCGGGCCGAUGGCGGAGCUCUACGGGGCAGCCAACCAGGAUUCAGGAGUCAGCAGUUACAUCAGCGCAGCGAGCCCGGCCCCCAGUACCGGCUUUGGCCACAGCCUAGGGGGGCCUUUGAUUGCAACGGCUUUUACUAAUGGUUACCACUGAAGCUGAGGACCAAGAAAGAAGGAGGUUCCCCAGUGAGCAAGGACCGCAAGCUGGAGAAUCCGGCAAAACCCGAGGGAGGAGCCAAGAUUUCAUUUUCGCAAACAAAACUGCACACUUGUGGCUGUGGGUCCUGCCGGCCCGAUCUCUCCCGUUGACCAGAAAAGCACUGGAUUCGAACACAAGGAGAUCUCCUCUCCUUUCCUUACUAACCGUAGACCGUUUACACUUCUCCCCAAACCCUCCGACCCACCGGUUUCUUCUUUUAUUUAUUUUGCUAGCUUUGUUAGGGUUUCCCCCCCCUUUCUUUUUUCCCUUUGUUAACCUUUGGGGUGGGGGUGGGGGGCGGGGGAGGGAGGAUUUGAGACCAGUCCUCUCUUUUCGUGCUUGUUCUUUUUUGCUCUUUUUCGGAGCCUGUAGAGCCGUGUUACGGAUUUGGAUUUGGAUUUUAUUUUAUUUUAAUUUUAAUUUUUUUUUUUUUGGUGAUUGUGCGUAGGUAGCUUUUAUUGAGGAAUAUUUUUAUUUGGCUUUGAAAUAUUUUUGUUGUUGGUUUUUUUUUGUUUUGUUUUAGAUAUAUAUAUAUUAUAUUUUGGGGGGGGGCUGUGCGGGGGGGGCGCGGACGGGGCGGACUCGGUCACGAGAAAACCAAGCCUUUUGAAAGGACCGGUCGAUGUCCAACGGAGGAAGUUCUGGAGGGAAGAGAGCAAGCGGAGAGGCGCGGACGCAUUAGCUAGUUUCGCUCUCGCUCUCUUGUUUUUGAAGCAUUUCCCCCCCCAGUUUUUUGAAAUGCAGGAUGCAAACGCUUUUGGGGGGAAUCGGGGUGGAACAAAUACAAACUGUAUAUUUUGCUAAGUGAAAAAGAAACACUAUUCUUUAUGACCGAAAGUUUUUUUUGUUCCCCCCUCCCCAGCUUUUCUGUAGUUUUUAGGUUACUGUGGGUUUACUAUUGUUAUUAUUAUGAUACCACCCUCACCCCCCCCGACUUUCCUGUAUCAUAUGUAAAUACUGCAGGGCGCUCUUGCCCCUUUCUCCUUUCUCUCCCCCUAAACCCCCCCCCCCAACCUCUUCUUCUGGGCUUCGAUGCCGUAAAUGUGAGCAAUACUCUCCAGUUGGACCAUGACGAACCUCCUUUCUUUUUUAUACCUUUUACUGUAAGAUUUCAAGACCUCUGCUGAGACGAAAGUGUGUCGGGGGGCAGGAGGGCGUGGCGGGAG